GAAAAUAAAUAUUAUGAUGUAACGGCGAUUCAAACUACACUGCUCAAAAUCCAACGUCAUUAUCUUUGUAAGUGUAUAGGACAUACCUCCGGGACCCCAGACAGAGGAUGGAAUCCUCUUAAAAGCUUGGUAGGUAUCAAUUUUCCUACAUUUCAAUCUCAUUAUUCUCAUUGAUUGUUCUUUUGCUUCAUAUUUCCCAUAUUCCGGAAAUUGCAUAUCAAAACCGAAAAUAUACGUCUCGAUUCAAGGACAAAUCUUCAUCAUGUCGGAAUCUUCAUCAGUUAUUCAAUUGGAAUGCCAAUGUAACAACUACCCAUGGGGUCGUCAAGGUAAGGAGUCUUUGGCAGCAAAGUAUGCAGCUUCUACUCCAGGAGGCAAAUUCAAGCUUGACGAGAGUAAAGAAUAUGCAGAGAUGUGGAUGGGAACCUAUCCAACUACACCAUCUCUCAUCCUGUCUAACGGCAAAGACUUACAAGAGCAUCUCAAUGCCAACAAGGAGAAGCUGAUUGGGAAGCCAAUACUUGAUAAAUUCGGAGCAGAUCUACCAUAUUUACCAAAGAUCCUUUCAAUAGCGAAAGCCUUACCUCUUCAAAUCCAUCCUGACAAGAACCUUGCGGCCAAGCUACAUAAACAAGACCCCGAGAAGUUCGGCGACACAAAUCACAAACCCGAAAUUGCUGUUGCCCUUGGAAAAUUCGAGGUUUUCGUCGGAUGGAAACCACUUUGUGAUAUCCAAUCGCUCUUCACGAGCAUCCCGGUUCUCACCUCCAAAUUCCUCUCUUCCCCAUCCGACACCAUCGACAAAGACACAUUGAAAUCCAUCGUCCACAAAAUUCUCUCUCUCUCCGAUGAGGAAAUCAAAUCCAUCUACAACACCCUCAAAGACACCCCGUCCUCCAAAUUCCCCACCUCGCCAUACAUCCCCGCCCUGCUCCCCCGCCUAGCCGACCAAUACUCCGCCUCGGACCCCGGCAAUCUCGUAGCCCUCCUCACAAUGAACUAUCUCAUCCUCCAAAAAGGCGACGCCAUCUACGUCCCCGCAGACGGUAUCCACGCCUACCUCUCCGGCGACAUUGUAGAAUGCAUGGCACGCUCCGAUAAUGUUCUAAACACUGGAUUCUGUCCCCGUGCCGACCGCGACUCUGUCGAUUUAUUCAGCGCCGCGCUGACAUUUUCUCCCGUCGGAAAAGAUGAAUGUGUACUCAAGCCCACAUCAAGCUCCAAGGGUAAGAAUGGCAAGACCAAGGUCCUAGCACCACCAAUGAGCGAAUUCGACAUGUUAGUUUUGGAGCUCCAGAAAGGAGAAAAAGAAACGAUUGAGAAGCUGGGUGGGCCCAGUAUCAUGGUUGUUACCGGUGGUAAAGGAACCAUGAAGGCGGGAGGUGAAAAGUUUGAGGUCAAGGAGGGAUAUGUAUUUUUUGUGGGAGUAGGUACUGAGUUGGAGUUCGAAGCUGAGGAGGGACUAGAGGCACAUAUUGCUUUUUGCGAAGCGUAGGGAGUUAAAGUCUCAGAUGACAAUGUUAGAUGAUAGACGAUGGAUGAUAUGAUACGACUUGUACAAUAGUUUAUUAUGCUAUAGAAUACAGCAAUGGGGGCUUUCUCACAUAAGACAAUUAUACUCGCUUUCAAAAUACAACUUGCA
Messenger RNA from Botrytis cinerea B05.10, 1642 nucleotides. RefSeq lists its product as hypothetical. Gene Ontology annotation, biological process: carbohydrate metabolic process; GDP-mannose biosynthetic process. Gene Ontology annotation, cellular component: cytosol. The coding region runs from base 263 to 1495 and encodes 410 amino acids. The record is from RefSeq and is a predicted model, not a curated record. The transcript is spliced from 2 exons. NCBI's taxonomy places the organism in Eukaryota, Fungi, Ascomycota, Leotiomycetes, Helotiales, Sclerotiniaceae. Gene Ontology annotation, molecular function: zinc ion binding; mannose-6-phosphate isomerase activity.